AUGUCGGACAUAACAAUGGCGCGGCAAGUACUGUUGUUCAUUUCGGUCUUUUCUGUAAGUUCAGUGCACACGCAGGUGAGUUAUUCGAUUUCCGAGGAAAUGGUCAAAGGCUCCUUAGUCGGCAAUAUUGCACGAGAUUUGGGUUUAGAUUUAAAGAGGCUAAAAUCGGGUAAAGCUCGUAUUUAUACUGGUGACAGCACUGAAUACAUCGAGCUGAAUAAAGAUAGGGGUGUUCUGCUCGUCAAAGAGAGGAUAGAUCGAGAAGCUCUAUGUGGACAGAUUACGCCCUGCGCACUACAUAUUCAGGUUGUCCUCGAAAACCCAAUCGAAUUUUAUCGUGUUACGGUUGAGAUAACAGAUAUAAAUGAUAAUGCGCCAGUUUUCAAGAAGAAUGAACUUAGAUUUGAAAUAAGUGAAACGGCAACAGUGGGAUCAAAAUUUGUCUUAGAUAGAGCUGUCGAUCCGGAUGUAGGAAUCAAUGAUCUUUUGAAUUAUUCUCUCAAACCAACGGACCAUUUUCAUCUCCAAUUAGAUGCCCAGGCAGAUGCCAGUAAAAAGGUAUUAAUGAUUUUGCAAAAACCUUUAGAUAGAGAAAAACAGGAGGAGAUAUCGUUACUUUUGACCGCAGUCGACGGAGGCGACCCGCAGAUGUCUGGGACUGUGCACAUACUUGUGACAGUCCUGGAUGCAAACGACAACAGCCCUGUUUUCACACAAGCUGUGUAUAAGACAUCUGUGGUCGAAAAUUCUUCGCCAGGGACAGUUAUAUCGACAGUAAAUGCCACAGACCGUGACAGAGGACUUAAUGGUGAAGUGACUUAUUCCAUAUCUAGUAGUAUGGAGGGUGUACUGGAAUUAUUCAAGAUCAACGAAAAGACUGGUGACAUUAUCUUAACUGGUGAGUUGGAUUAUGAGAGAGCAAAACAUUAUCAGAUAGAUAUUGACGCACGAGAUAAUGGGGGACUUGCUGACUCCAGCAAAGUAAUUGUGGAUAUUCUGGAUGUGAAUGAUAACCGUCCCUCAAUAAAUCUUGUGUCCAGAUCUCCAUCAGUUGCCGAGAAUUGUCCCCUUGAUACAGUAAUAGCUUUACUAAGUGUUCAUGAUCCUGAUUCUGCGGAAAACGGCGAAGUGAAAUGUACUAUAAAUGAAAACAUGCAUUUUACAAGUAAACCGACUUCUAACGGUUUCGUGAGCCUCGUCACCAACAGUAACUUAGACCGAGAGAAGGAAAGUGGGUAUGAUAUAAUUGUGGUGUGCGCUGAUGAGGGAGCACCUUCUCUCUCCAGCAGCGUCACUCUAUCGUUACAGAUAUCAGAUGUCAAUGACAACGCGCCUGUCUUUGACAGGAGCUCAUAUGAGGCCUUUAUUCAAGAAAACAACACACCGGGUUUCUCCAUUUUCAUAUUAAAAGCUAGAGACGCAGACUGGAACCAGAAUGCCCGCAUUUCUUACAUACUGGAGGACUCCAUGGUUAACGGAGUGCCAGCAGCAACAUACGUGUCCGUUAAUGCAGAUAGUGGCGUCAUCCAUGCAGUGCGCUCUUUUGACUACGAGCAGAUCAAAGACUUUCAAUUCCGGAUAAAAGCGCAAGAUGGAGGCUCCCCUCCCCUGAGUAGUAAUGUGAGCGUGAAAAUCAUGAUUCAGGAUCAGAAUGACAACGCACCUCAGAUUCUGUAUCCAGUGCAGACUGGUGGGACUGCUGUGGCUGAAAUGGUGCCACGUUCCGCAGAUGUUGGCUAUCUCGUCAGUAAAGUGGUGGCUGUUGAUGUGGACUCUGGACAGAACGCCUGGCUCUCAUAUAAACUGCUGAAAGCCACCGACAGAGCGCUGUUUGAAGUGGGCCUACAGAAUGGAGAAAUAAGAACUAUUCGCCAAGUCACUGAUAAAGAUGCUGUGAAACAAAGGCUUACUGUUGUGGUGGAGGACAAUGGCAAGCCCUCUCGUUCAGCUACAGUCAAUGUUAACGUGGUGGUAGCUGACAGUUUCCCCGAAGUACUCUCGGAGUUUACAGACUUUACGCAUGACAAGGAAUAUAACGAGAACCUGACUUUUUACCUGGUCUUGGCCUUGGCUGUAGUUUCCUUUCUCUUUAUAGUGUCCAUUAUAGCCAUACUGUCUGUGAAAUGUUAUAGAUGGAGACAAGAACGGAUGUUUUACAAAUCCAACACCAAUCUUCCAGUUAUUCCCUACUAUCCACCACUUUACGCAGACGCAGGGGUUACUGGGACUCUGCCGCACGUUUACAGUUAUGACGUUUGCAGAACGACUGACUCCAGAAAGAGCGAUUUGACUUACGUCAGACCUUGCAGUGAGAGCAUGAUUAGUUUGGAUACCAGUGGAAAACAGACACUCCCACAUACAGAGGGAGAAAAACUCACCCGUGACAUCUCUGAUCAUCAGGUGAGCUUUUCCAUUUGA
Messenger RNA from Chanos chanos (milkfish), 2418 nucleotides. RefSeq names its product protocadherin gamma-A11-like. Lineage: Eukaryota; Metazoa; Chordata; Actinopteri; Gonorynchiformes; Chanidae. Bases 1 to 2418 code for a protein of 805 amino acids. The transcript has a single exon. Gene Ontology annotation, biological process: homophilic cell-cell adhesion. Gene Ontology annotation, cellular component: plasma membrane. The record is from RefSeq and is a predicted model, not a curated record. Gene Ontology annotation, molecular function: calcium ion binding.